Messenger RNA from Dioscorea cayenensis subsp. rotundata (Guinea yam), 1016 nucleotides. Its product is annotated as chlorophyll a-b binding protein 6, chloroplastic. Bases 99 to 833 code for a protein of 244 amino acids. The transcript has 4 exons. Gene Ontology annotation, cellular component: membrane. NCBI's taxonomy places the organism in Eukaryota, Viridiplantae, Streptophyta, Magnoliopsida, Dioscoreales, Dioscoreaceae. The record is from RefSeq and is a predicted model, not a curated record. Gene Ontology annotation, biological process: response to light stimulus; photosynthesis, light harvesting in photosystem I.
CCAUCUGCCUUCUUCUACGGCUCUACCACCACAGCACAGAGACACAAUCUCCCAAACACACUAGAAGAUCAGACCGGACUCUGUAAGGGUGGUAUCAAAUGGCUUCCAGUUCACUGAGGAGCUGCUGUGCGGUGUUUCCGACCCUCCUCUCGUCUUCAAAAUCCCAGUUCGCCACCUCAGUCGCCCUCCCAGCUGGUGCCGGCGCAAAUGCUACGUCCCGCUUCUCCAUGUCAGCUGAGUGGUUUCCAGGGCAGCCUCGCCCACCACACCUUGAUGGCUCCGCCCCUGCUGACUUUGGUUUCGACCCCCUGGGUCUUGGGGAAGUACCUGAAAACCUGGAAAGGUUCAAAGAGUCGGAGGUGUACCACUGCCGCUGGGCUAUGCUUGCUGUUCCCGGGAUCUUGUUGCCGGAAGCGCUGGGCCUUGGCAACUGGGUGAAAGCUCAAGAGUGGGCAGCAAUACCUGGAGGCCAGGCCACCUACUUGGGGAACCCUGUUCCCUGGGGCACUCUGCCAACCAUCCUCGUCAUUGAAUUCCUUGCAAUUUCCUUCGUUGAGCACCAGCGCAGCAUGGAGAAGGAUACUGAGAAGAAGAAGUACCCAGGAGGAGCCUUCGACCCCUUGGGUUACUCUAAGGACCCGGCCAAGUUCCAUGAGUACAAGAUUAAGGAGAUCAAAAAUGGUCGCCUGGCAAUGCUGGCCUUUGUCGGCUUCUGCGUCCAGCAAUCAGCUUACCCGGGAACAGGACCGCUGGAGAAUCUAGCUGCACACUUGGCUGAUCCAUGGCACAACAACAUCGGCAACAUCAUCAUCCCCAGAGAUAUUUCACUGUAAACUACCCUUGUAAUCCACAGCAGACCUUGUUUCUUGUAUCUUGUGUAUCUGUAUAACUAGAGUGAUCCAUCCAUUUGCUUAAAUUUGCAUCUCCAUUUCAUGUCACAUUCACAAAUAAAUACAUCACGAAGAAACCUGCAUGACUGCAUGAAGAUGUGGAAUUAAAUGACCAGGUUUUUUUUA